This is a messenger RNA of Strongylocentrotus purpuratus (purple sea urchin), 1400 nucleotides long. RefSeq lists its product as uncharacterized. The record is from RefSeq and is a predicted model, not a curated record. The coding region runs from base 330 to 1259 and encodes 309 amino acids. Lineage: Eukaryota; Metazoa; Echinodermata; Echinoidea; Camarodonta; Strongylocentrotidae. The transcript is spliced from 2 exons.
UAAAAAAUACGAGUUGGUAGUGCGACUUUACGGCUGCCUCUUGGCUUCUCUUCUCGCCGAACGCAUCGAUUUCACGAGAUCUAGCAAGUCUAGCAAGUAAGCUCUUUUUGAAACGGUUUCAAAAGAUCAGAGACAUCUCCGUAGUUGGCGCUCUGUAUUGAUGUUGGGUUGGAGAAACGGGCCCCUGGUUAUAACAUUCAUGUGUUUGCACGCCUUGUUUCGUGAGUCAGCAAUUGCUAUUAUUGAUAUUGUCUGGCUGCAUUGUCAGAUCUGUUCGAAAGGAGUGCCGGUUAUAUACGGAACCAUAUAUCUCGUCUCUGGAUUUCGCGAUGGCCGACCACGGAGCGACAGCGACCACCACCAAGCCCGGUCGAGUGGCACUGUGGUGCCUACCUCGAUCAACCUCCACAUUACUGGCAAAAUGUCUGAGUGCCAUUGACGGGAUCGAAGUUCAUUUGGAAGUCUACACGUACGCCUCGUCAUGCAAGGGGUUUUACAAAACCACGACAGGGCGGGAGCUGCCGGAUGGUCUAGUCGGGAACGAAGCGGUGUACGAGGAGGCGAUUGACAUAUGGGAGAAAAAAGUUGGCACCAAAAUGAUUCCAAGAAAGAUGUCAUACCAGACUAUCAAGGAAGAUUUGGAAAGUGCCAACAGCAAGUUCGUCCUCAUCAAAGAAAUGGGAAUACUUCCGAUCGUCACCAAAUUUUACCCAGAAGGCUACAAAUGCGCUUUCCUCAUUCGGGAUCCAUCUCGAGUAUACGUUUCGGCAAAGAAGUCGAUGUCAGCGAAGUUUGCCGAAUCAGGUAUGGUCCCAUCCGAAGCCGAUUACGAUAUUAUCCGAGAUGACCCACUUGAUAAUGAACCAAUGAAAUGGUUCGAGAAUGAGCAUGCGCUGUGGAAGCACGUCAAAGCGAAUAUCGAUCCGAAUCCGAUUGUCAUCGACACUUCGGAUAUCUUGUCAAGACCAGGACCGACCAUCAAGGCACUCUGCGACGCUGUCGGCCUUCCAUACAGCGACGACCUUCUCCAGAUGAAACCAUUUACCGAAAUGCCGAAGAAUUUUGUAACGGCGGCCGAAAACAUCUUCACCGAGUUGUCGGAGUUCUACGAGAGAGCUUUCAAGAGCACUCAAAUUAUCCCGCCGAAGGACCUUGGGCCUAUACCACGUGAUCAACUUUCUGAUGACGUAAUCCGUUGCGUAGACUACUCGAUGCCUUUUUAUCGUGAAAUGUUUGAAAGCAGACUAUCUAUUCCAUGAUGAAAAUAAUUUAAUGGACUAAAAAUUAUUGUCUAACGAACUAAAGAACUUCUUAAUUAGCAAUGGAAAUUCAUAACAACCUUAGCGUAUAAACAGAUUUUUGUUGUUGUUGUUAUAAUAGUGGCAUAUAAGUAUUGGUGU